Guyanagaster necrorhizus is the source of this 1467-nucleotide messenger RNA. RefSeq names its product FAD/NAD(P)-binding domain-containing protein. The record is from RefSeq and is a predicted model, not a curated record. Bases 1 to 1467 code for a protein of 488 amino acids. Lineage: Eukaryota; Fungi; Basidiomycota; Agaricomycetes; Agaricales; Physalacriaceae. The transcript has 15 exons. Gene Ontology annotation, molecular function: N,N-dimethylaniline monooxygenase activity; flavin adenine dinucleotide binding; NADP binding.
AUGCGGAACAGGCAUGCGAACAGGUAUCCCGGCUGUCGAUGUGACCUUCCAAGUGCUACUUAUCAAUUCUCAUUCGCACCCUACGCCGACUGGCCCCAAUUUUAUUCUUAUGCCGAGGAUAUCAAGAAAUAUUUCAAAAUAUUUGCCGAAAAAUUUCACAUUGUUUCUCAUAUCCGCCUUCGACGCAAAGUUACAGCAGCGGUUUAUGACGCAGCCUCGGGUGCGUGGGACGUAACGGUGCAGAACUUGGAAACAUUGCAAAUGCGCACGGAGACCUAUGAUAUCUUUGCACCAGCAACGGGUGUCUUGAGUAACGUAAAUCGACCAUUUAUUCCCGGUUUGGAGUCGUUUACCAAGACACCAGUUCUGCACACCGCUGAAUGGCCCCAUUGUGCAGAGAAGUCUAUCAGUGCUGUGAUUGGCGUCGGUUGCUCUGGUCUGCAAACAAUCGGAACCAUUGCGCCUCAUUGCAAGACUUUGGACGUUUAUGCCAGAACGAAAUUUUGGAUAAUCCCCCCCGUCGGCGCGGUUGACACACUGAAAGAACAAGAAGAACGUACUCUAUUUAUCGAGAGGCCAGAGACACUGUACAAGCAUCUCAAGGAAAUUUCUUCCUCAAUAAACACUUUGUACGGUUCGUGGUCACCGUCGCGUCUACUAAAUCAAAGGAAACUCGCUAAGCCAACAUCUCCAGAUUUUCUGCGAAGAGAUUCUGUGGGACAAAUGUGUCGCAGAGCCACACCUGGUGCCGCUUUCUUUGAAGCGCUGAAACUUCCGAACGUUACUUUUAUAAACGAUCCCAUCAAAAAAAUCACUCCGAACGGUAUUGUCACUGAAAAAGGCGUUGAGCGUCCGGUGGACCGUCUUAUUCUCGCGACUGGGUUCGAUACGAGUUUCAAGCCAAGAUACCGGCUCCGAGGAAAAGACGGCAUCGACCUGAGAGAUGCCUGGUCUCAGAGACCGAAAGCCUACUUGUCAAUAGCGGUUGCGGGAUUCCCCAAUAUGUUCUUCAUAGGUUGUGGGCCCGGUAUCACAUACGCUAAUGGGCCAUUCUUAACCUGUGUAGAAGCACAAGCGGACUACGUCGUGGCAUGCUUGUCUAAGCUGCAGAAGCAGGACUUGAAGUCCAUGGAAGUUGACCGUGAUGUACAGGAGGAAUAUAACAUUCAACAAGAGUCCCUUAUGAAGGAUCUUAUAUGGUCCGACCCCUGCGCUUCCUGGUAUAAGGGUGGCAAAGUUGAUGGUGAACCGGACGCACUGUACGCGGGAAGCACUCUCCAAUUUAUGGAAACACUGGCGUCUCCCAGGUGGGAAGACUGGAAGUUUGUUCCCUUGUAUCAAAACCGCUUCUCUUUCUUGGGAAACGGGGAAUCCUCGAUCGAGGCUUCUGGAGGUGACAGAGCGUACUACAUCACAAUGGAAGACGCGAAGAAUGCCCUCAAAGCUAGCGACUAUAAAGCCGAUUGA